GCCCCGCCCUCGUGGCCCCGCCCUCCCUCUAUCCCAGGACUGCCUUCCAGCGCAGCCCGGGCACCCAGCGCUGGUCUGCGGGCGCCGAGAAAUGGACCAAUUUUGACAAGAUGUAGUGCUGCGGCGAGCCUGAUCAGAGAUGUUCAGUCAUGGCAUCCGAACUUUGUAAGACGAUCUCUGUGGCCAGGCUUGAAAAGCACAAGAAUUUGUUCUUAAAUUACAGGAAUCUGCACCACUUCCCACUGGAGUUACUGAAAGAUGAAGGGCUGCAACAUCUGGAGAGGCUCUACAUGAAAAGGAACUCGCUCACAACCUUGCCAGAAAACCUUGCUCAGAAGCUUCCAAACCUUGUGGAACUGUACCUUCACUCAAAUAACAUAGUUGUGGUCCCAGAAGCCAUCGGGUCCCUUGUAAAACUCCAGUGUCUGGAUCUUAGUGACAAUGCCUUAGAGAUUGUUUGCCCGGAAAUUGGUCGUCUGAGAGCCUUGCGUCACCUUCGAUUAGCUAACAACCAACUACAAUUCCUACCUCCAGAGGUUGGCGAUUUGAAGGAGCUGCAGACACUAGACAUUUCUACCAAUCGUUUGCUAGCUUUGCCCGAGAGGCUUCACCUGUGCCUUUCUCUGCAGUACCUCACUGUGGACCGCAACCGCCUGUGGUGUGUGCCGCGCCAUCUCUGCCAGCUGCCCAGCCUCAACGAGCUCUCCAUGGCUGGAAACCGUCUUGCAUUUUUGCCACUUGAUUUAGGUCGCUCUCGAGAGUUGCAGUAUGUGUAUGUGGAUAACAACACCCACCUGAAAGGCCUGCCGUCGUAUCUCUACAACAAAGUCAUCGGCUGCAGCGGCUGUGGCGUCACCAUCCAGGUGUCUGAGGUGAAGCUGCUGUCCUUUUCAUCUGGGCAACUGACCGUCUUCCUCCCAGCCGAGGUGAAGGCCAUUGGCACAGAGAACGACCAUGUCCUGCCCUUGCAGGAGCUGGCCAUGCGGAGUCUCUACCACACCUACCACAGGGUUCCAAAAGAUCUGAACUUUUUGUCUCCAAUCUCAUUACCCAGAAGUCUCCUGGAGCUGCUGCACUGCCCCCUGGGGCACUGUCACCGGUGUAGUGAGCCCAUGUUUACCUUCGUCUAUCCCAAGCUCUUCCCCUUGAGAGAGACAACAAUGGCAGGCCUGCACCAGGGGAGGACAACUGUUGGCUUCGUGGCUUACUGCUGCUCCACCCAGUGUCUGCAGACCUUUGACCUGCUGGGUUGAUAAACACUCAAGAGCUUCAGGAGCACUGGCAGCUCACACUGCAGCUGCCUGCUGCCGCCCAGCGUGUGUGGCCAUGCCAGGAGAGUCCAGCCAGGCGGAACAGACCCUUCCAUCCUGUCCUCUCCUGUGCAGUGCGGGGGCAUGCCGAACUCUCUGGACAUGUCCUGAUUGGGCUUCACAACUAAAAGGCCUUCACCCUUCCCACAAGUUGGAAUAUAUCCUCCCCCAAAUUAAGAACGUUUUGUCUUCUGUGUUUUUCUUUUUAUGUGAGUGUGUCUCAUACGUAAACUAUUUAGUCAGAUGAGCUUCCCACGUCUAAUUUAAAGCGAGCUGCUGUUCCCUGAAGAACUCUUAAUUUGAUAAUAGAACCAAAUUAACUGUUGGCCAACAUACCUUUGGUGAUGAUCCUUCUGCCUUUCCCCAGACAAUUAUUUCCCUCGAGAUUAUUCUCAGGGCUUCUCCAUUGGAAACUUGUCAGUUUCUAAAAACCCCAGCAACCCCACGGCUUCUGCAGGGCGGAGGUGCAGCAGACUCCAGAGCACACGCCUCUAGAGAGUCCCUGCCUUCUUUCUAAGUGUUGCAACCUAUGAAGACAUUUUCCGAGAGGGUUUAAAAACUAAAGUGUAGAUACUAAUUAAAUACGCUCUUGUUCAAAACUACUACAGGAAAACAAGUUUUGAAAUGUUUGGGCUUUUUGCUAAGAUUUUUUUUUUUAUAUACAUAAUUGGCAAGUUUGAGGCCCUGCUCGAUCCUCCACUGUGGAUGAGGCUUAGCAAUAUUUACUCAUAUGUGAAACCGUCCUCAUCUUGACCGUGAAUUCUCACUGGGACAACAGCAGUGAGCGGGGCUACACUCCACCUCCAGCUUUUGCAACGUCCACGAGCUUCCCCUUGCAGAGAGACACUCCCUUUGUGGGGGAUGCACUGAUUUCAUCUUCCUUUGGAAGGAUGGCAUUUUAAUCUGCUUUGCUUCCAGAUGUUCAUCUGGUUGCCGUGGAGUGGCUCUUUUUUUCUGAGGGGGAGGGGGAGUUCUGUAUAAUUUAUAUAAGACAAGGUCGAGAGGAGAACCAAGGAGGGUUGCUUGGUGGAAAAGCUAUUUCCAAAAAAAAAAAAAAAAACGUGGUUGGUGACAUUUUAUUAGCCAGCCUAACUGUAAUUCUAGGCUCUAACAGUGCCAAAAAUCCUCCAUAGUUACUGACAAACGUGUGAUCUCUUUGCAGUCACACCACCUGCUGCCCAAAACGCAGACUCUCCAAGUAAUGGCAGAGGCAGAAAACGGCCAUGCAUGCCAGCUGUAGCGUCCCUGUUCCUACUUCCUCCCAUCCCUUUCAUAACGUGGUCUGUGCAGUCUUAACAUUUCAAAGGCCUAGCGUACAAUAGGAUCUGAGGGUCUGGAUCGAAUGUGCCACUCCUUUUAUCCUUUAGAAGAAUGGGAGUUUCAGCAUAACCCCGACAUGUAUAUAAGUUGGAGGGAGAAAAAUGUGACCUGAAGCUUCACAUAUGUGUUUGGCUUAAGUCCCUGUUACCUACCACAUGAAUGGCAGUCAAUACCUGGCCACAUCUUUCUGUUUCACCCAGUGCUAUAUUGUAUGUCUCCAGUGGAGCCAUGAAAUGUGCCACCCAGAUACUCAGGAAUUCUCAUGGAGACAAUGAGGUGUGGGAUACUUUUGUUUCACCUUGUUUAAAUUUUUACAAUGUUACCUGAACGACAGUGUACUGCACAGCAGCAGUAGGCUGGGCAGAGAGCCUCUAGGCUGUCAGUCUUAACCUGGGUUGGGAACAGCAUUCUGUGCUUCACUGAUGAGAAAGAACUUAAGGUGGUUUCCCUGGUGCUGUUCCUCAUGGAGACUUUGUGUGGAUGCACGGAUGUCAUUGUCAACCUUUUGGUGGUAUAAACAACUCUUGUCAACUGGAGAAGGCUUGCCUCUACGUUAUGUUCUCCAGUUGUGUCCAACGCUUUGGGCAAAAAAGAAGACUCGUGUUGUGUCUUCUUUGCUCCCUCCCUUUCUUUCGUAGGGAGCCUGUCCGGAGCACGGCACAUGCUGGGUAAGCACCCCAUCGCUGAGCUAGACCCCCAGCCCUGUUUGUUGCUGUUUUUUCCUGAUCAGGCGGACAGAUACUGCAUAGAGGAACAGUAAGGAGACGAAGGAGCUCCUUGGAAGGUGGAAUGUCUUUGGGGCAGUUCUCCUCUUCAGCUCGCGUGGGUGACUAGUGCCAAGCUGGAAGCUAGGGUAGCCUCAAGGACGGAGCCUUCUAUGAUGCGUGAGAGCCGCCGCACCCUUUUUAGCUGAUUCCACAUCGGUGUUCUUCAGUAGGAUUGUCACCAUAUCAAAUAGUCGUGAUCAUAUAACAUUGUGCAAGUGAAAGCGUUGUAUCUUCAAUGUAUAUAUG
Messenger RNA from Microtus ochrogaster (prairie vole), 3643 nucleotides. It is a transcript of the gene Lrrc28, whose product is annotated as leucine rich repeat containing 28. Gene Ontology annotation, cellular component: cytoplasm. NCBI's taxonomy places the organism in Eukaryota, Metazoa, Chordata, Mammalia, Rodentia, Cricetidae. Gene Ontology annotation, molecular function: protein binding. The record is from RefSeq and is a predicted model, not a curated record.